Molecule: messenger RNA, 1047 nt
Organism: Rhopalosiphum maidis (corn leaf aphid)
Lineage: Eukaryota; Metazoa; Arthropoda; Insecta; Hemiptera; Aphididae
Exons: 3
Coding region: 1-1047 (348 amino acids)
Molecular function (GO): nucleic acid binding; zinc ion binding
Source: RefSeq, a predicted model, not a curated record
AUGUUUGAAUUACAAUCGAUAAAUUCAGCUGAGCUCAACAAAUUAAAAUCUGAAAUAACAAUUUUGAAAGUAGAAAAAGCUUAUUAUCGAAGUAGUUAUAAUUAUGAACAACUAAAUACAUCAAAGAUAUGUCCUCAGGGAUCCGAGCAGCCCACAUGGAGCCAGGUGGUCCAAAGGGGAAAGAGGAAAUCCCCGUCCCGGCCCAAAGCCCAGCCUUCUCCGGCAACGGAGAAGAUCUCAUUGCUUCGCCAGAGAGCCCCUAGGACCGCAGCCGUCACCAUUGACCGCCCGGCCGAGGGGGGUUCGCUGGCGGCAGUCAUGAAAAGGGUGUCUGGUUCCGUGAGCUUGGCAAGUCUCGGGGUCAAAGUGGUGACUACGAGGCGCACCAAAGCCGGCGGAAUCCUCCUCGAAGUGGAAGGCGAGGAAAAAGCCAGAAUCCUGGAGAGGAGGAUCCGAGAGGUGGUAGGAGAGGCCGCCAGAGUAAGAAGGCCCGAGCGGAAGACUCCCGUCCUCCUUCUGGAUGUCCCUGAAUGGGUAGAAGUGGAGGACGUGGUCGGAGGGCUCGGCGCGGCCGGAGUAGUCGUCGCGGCUCCUGACGUUGACCGAAUUUCCAUCAGGAAAAACGGUGGCAGCCGCGUCGCGAGGGUAGAUUUACCUUUCCGCGACGCCAUCGCUCUGGCCGAGGCAAAGGUGGUGGUGGUCGGCUGGACCCGUUGCAGGGUAAAGCUUCUUGAAAAGAAGCAAACCACCUGCUUCCGGUGCCAGCAAAAGGGCCACCUCGCCGCCGAGUGCCGCAACGCGGCAAAGCCUCGGGCUUGCUACAGGUGUGGAGCCACCAGCCACCUUUCGCGGGGCUGCUCGGAAGGCAGAAGAGGAAGCGGCGAUCCAUCUUCGGUCGUUGGAGGAAGUAUCAGCGGUGGUACAACAGUAGCGGUGGAGGAGGGGCCUGCCGAGAUGCAGCCAGUGGCGGAGGAGUCGUCGCAGCAGUUGGCCGGGCGGCCGGCGAGCCGUUCCGCCUCCGCGUCGUCGUCGGAACCGCAGCCAUGA